This is a messenger RNA of Rubroshorea leprosula, 2216 nucleotides long. The record is from the annotation of a GenBank genome assembly. Lineage: Eukaryota; Viridiplantae; Streptophyta; Magnoliopsida; Malvales; Dipterocarpaceae.
GGGGUUGUCAUUUUGAAUUGGUAUAAGUAAUACUUGAGUCACUUUAUAAUUCGUCCAACCUAGCAUGCGAACGCAGCCUCUAAUCAUUUUCAUUAACAUUUUUUUCGUAGCCAGUCACGCUCAGGAAGGCUUCCUCUCCCCUUAGAUAUAUACGAAGAAAAGAAGCAAAUCCUAGAGAGAAAUUAGAAGAGAAGCAGAGAAGAGCAAGAUUCAAAGUAAAAUGGGAAGAAAGCCAUGUUGUGCUAAGGAAGGGCUGAACAAAGGCGCAUGGACAGAAAGAGAAGAUUGCAUUCUCAGAAACUACAUCAACCUCCAUGGAGACGGUAAAUGGAGAGAUCUUCCUCAAAGAGCUGGGUUGAAGCGAUGCGGGAAGAGUUGCAGGCUCCGCUGGUUGAAUUACCUCCGGCCAGAUAUCAAGAGAGGAAACGUUUCUGCCGAUGAAGAAGAGCUCAUUAUUAGACUACAUAAUCUCCUUGGGAAUAGAUGGUCUUUGAUAGCCGGAAGAUUGCCGGGACGAACAGAUAAUGAAAUUAAAAACUACUGGAACACCAAAUUGAGCAAGAGAGCAUUGCAACCCCAACAGACUGAUCACCAGGAUCACUUUAAGAUCAAGUUAAAAGCAGAGAAAGGGGGCCUGAAGGAUCGCGCAGCGGGGGAGGAGGACACAACAGAACCACUCAAGCAGGUGAUUCGGACAAAAGCAGUGAGGUGCACCAAGGCCGUUGUCUCUGUGUUGCUGCAGCUAGAAAGCUUAGUACCAGCAAAAUCAGACAUAAGGGAGGCAGAAGAGAGUCCGUUUUCCUUGGCCGUAGGAGAUCAGGACAAUGACCAAUGCAUUGAUUUUCUCAAAGAUUUAGACAUUGACGAGUUAGUUCUCACACCAGAUGUAAACGUGGGUUCUUCCUGCCGUGAGAUUGGAAAAAAGGCAGUGAAGUGCAUCAAGGCCGCACCCGCGGCGUUGGAGCUAGAAAACUUAUUAGUCCCCUCAAAUUCAGACAUGAGUAAGGCGGACGACCAGAGUCCAUCUUUGUACUCCUCCACCGUGGGAUAUCAUGACAAAGACGAAUGCAUGAAUUUUCUGAUGGAUUUGGACAUUAACGAACUUCUUGUACCAGGUUUAAACAUGGGUACCUGCCGUGUUAUCGGAACAGAAGCAGUGAGGUGCAUCGAGGGCAUUGUCCCUGCAGAAUUGCAGUUAGAAAGCUUAUUACCCUCAAAAUCAGAAAUGAGUAUGAAGGGACAGAGUCCAUCAUCCUUGGAGGUGGAAGAUCACAACAUUGACAAAUGCAUUGAUUUUCUCAAGGAUUUGGACAUUGAGAAAGUUUUCAUACCAGAUGUAAAUGUGGGCUCUUCUUGCGGUGAUAUUCAAACAAAAGUACCAAGAUGCACCGAGGCCGUUGUGCCUGCAACAUUGGAGCUACAAAACUUAUUUCCCUCAAAAUCAGACAUGAUCGAUGUAAAUGAACGUCAAUAUGCCUGCCCUCCUAUUCAGACAAAACUGGCCAUCGAGGCGAGGUGCACCAAGGGCAUUGUCCCCACCGGACUGCAGCUUGAAAACUUAUUACUACAAUAUUCAAGCGGGGUUCUUCUGGUUGUCAUCCCUUCUAUCCGGCAUCGUUUUCUGGGUACUGUGUUUCUCUCCUUUCAUCUUCUCUUGGCUAUUUCAUCCUUGUUCCGGCUCUCCAUGUUUGCCGGCGCUGAAGGAGCUUCCCUGCGGACGCAUCAAUGCAUAUUUGCAUGUGGCUGGUGGAGGACGUGGUUGGCCAUUUUCUGGUUCAGGCAGGGUGCUGAUAGGGUCGCUGCUUUUUGCGCUUCUUCGGUGGCGGAAUGGUGCCAUAGAGGGGUUGCGGGGGAGGAGCCUUCUCCAGAGGGCAAUAGGGGAGCGAAGGUUUGGAGGGGCUUCGUAUGGAAGCCAGCUGGCUGGAGGCUGGAGGGUUUCCCAAUGAGGUGCAUUCAUGGUUUCGUCGUGGUUACGGUUAAUGGUAGAAGAUGGUUCUUGACUUGAUCAAAAAAAGAAAAAAAAAAUGGUAGAAGCUGGUUCUCGGGGUUAUUGCUUGACAGGUCUUGUCCUCUUUGGUGGGAUAUUCAAUUUAGUCCUCCAUUUAGUUUUUUGUUUUGAUCUGUCGUGUCGAGUCUUUAAUUUUGGUUGUGUCUUCUUUUAGUCCGAGGUUGGUGGGUUCGGUGGUUUAUUCAGCAAUUAAAACAAGUGCUAACAU